AUGGAAAAUCCUAGUUUCCGGUUCACACCCUCACAGGAGUUGGUCCUCAAGUCCACACCGCAGGCAGUUAAAGUGGCCGCUGACGGCCCCCCUGCUUCUGGUGCCCAGGGCCCUCCUGUGAGGGCUAAGAAGUGGGAGGAAGUGGAAGCAGAGGCUCGAGCCCGUGUCGUCUCCGAGGGAGGUGACCCCGGUGCAGAGAUGGUCGUCCUGAGCCGGUGCACGGUUCAGUUCGGCAAGUACCGUGGUCAGACCUUCAAGUGGAUGAUGGAGAACGACGUGGGCUAUAUGGUGCACCUGGUAACGGUGCAUCAGAAGGAGAGGGAGCGAGAGCGCAGUGUUUCCCAGCAUCCCCUGAUGGCCAACAAGGACGCCUUGACUCGCUACUCGUGCGCCUAUCCGGCCUUCGCUGAGAUGGUCAGGUUCAACCGGGCACACGAGGAAGCUAAAGUCCUGUUCUCACAGCCAGGCCAGGAGGGCAAGGCCCUUGUCGGCAUUGGGAAGUACAAGUGGGACACGCUGCAGGACCUGUAUGAGGCUACGGGUGCAGACAGGAUAAAAUAUGUCAGGAGCAUGAGGACGCAGACACCCCGUUGUCCUGGGAGUGCGAUGGCCGCCUUGAUUGAUUACAUUCAGCGCAGAGACCGGGAGGGGGUAGCUGCUGUGGCCAGGCUUGCCGCAGCCAGCACCAUCCCCGCCAGUAACACCCGGCCCAACAGUGCGGCUACGUAA
Molecule: messenger RNA, 729 nt
Organism: Oncorhynchus tshawytscha (Chinook salmon)
Lineage: Eukaryota; Metazoa; Chordata; Actinopteri; Salmoniformes; Salmonidae
Exons: 3
Coding region: 1-729 (242 amino acids)
Source: RefSeq, a predicted model, not a curated record